This is a messenger RNA of Staurois parvus, 310 nucleotides long. The record is from the annotation of a GenBank genome assembly. Lineage: Eukaryota; Metazoa; Chordata; Amphibia; Anura; Ranidae.
CGGUCAUGUGAUCAGCUGUGUCCAAUCACAACUGAUCACAUGGGACAUGUACACUGAUCAUCAGGGCACUGGUGAUCAGUGUGCCCUGAUGAUCAGUGUGGCCCCAGAAGUGCCACCUGUCAGUGCUCAUCAGUGCCAUGUGCCAGUGCCCAUCAGUGCCACGUGCCAGUGCCCAAUCAGUGCCACAUAUCAGCGCAUACCAGUGCACAUCAAUGCCACAUAUCAGUGCCCAUCUGAGCUGCCUUUCAAUGUCGCCAAUCAGUGCCACCUAUCAGUGCCAGUCAGUGCCGCCUAACAGUGCCAGUCAGUG